UAAUAAACGAUUCCACGUUCUAACUUUCCACUUUGCCAUUACAUUAUACGUAUCGCGCGAACGUGUUUCUUCCGUAUUUUUAUCUGUUGCUUCAACGCGUUGUUAGUGACGUUCUUUCUUUUUUUUUUUUGUCGCGGGAUUAAACAUGAUGCACGCUAUGGUUUAAUUAAGGAGUCAAUCGGCCGAAAGACUUACGUAUAAAGCAACACGCGUGUCCAAUUGGCGUUUCUGCUCGAAACAAAAUAUAUAGUUGAUCUUUUUACCACUCGAAGGACACUCGCAGUGGCGCCUUUAAAAGUUUCUUCUCUCGUUAUUUUUCGUGUAACGAUGUAAUAUCAUUGUGAUUACGACGCGAUUGACGGCAGGUGAUUGAAUCAAAUUCAUAAUCUAAUUAAAAACAAAUAACAGGGAGUCUCUUCGACUCGGCGGUGAAUCAUCCGCUGAAAAAUUUGAUCGAACGCUGCGCUAAUUAUGAAAGUCUACAGAAAUUAAUGGAAUAUAAAAUUGUGAAAUAAUACCAAAUAUCAUUUGACAAGAUUCUCGGCCUGUUUCGCGAUUAAAACAUAAAUACGUGAGGCAAUGGAACUGAAUAGCAACCCGAUCGCAACUUCGCCCAAGAAUUCCGUUCACGGUGACGAAACCACUUUCAAACAGCCACUUGGAAAUGGCGGGACGUAUGGAGCUUUUCAAUCGAAGGAUCCUAUUUUGGCAGUGGAGAAGGGUGAUGAUGUCAAAGGCAGGGGGACUAACGAGCACGGCAUUACCGUGCACCAUCCUACUUCGUACCUGGAAACCAUGAUGCAUCUGUUCAAGGGUAACGUCGGCUCGGGGAUCUUCGCCUUAGGUGACGCUUUUAAAAACGCGGGAUUGUUAUUGGCACCUCCACUCACGAUCUUCCUCGGUAUCAUCUGCGUGCACGCUCAGCAUAUCCUCAUCAAAUGCAACGAAGAGGUGACACGUCGCGUCGGCGACGGCGCCGAUGCAAGCGGCUUCGCCGGUACCGUGGAGAUGUGCUUCGCCACUGGACCCCUCGGCCUCCGUAAAUAUUCGUCCAUGAUGAGAAAGUUGGUUAAUGUGUUUUUGUGCAUCACGCAACUCGGAUUCUGCUGCGUAUAUUUCGUUUUCAUUUCCAAAAAUAUGAAGCAGGUGUUGGACGUGCACGGAAUCGAGAUGGACGUUCAUCAGCACAUGGCGGUGGUUCUGAUUCCCAUACUGUUGAGCACCUGGAUCAGAAAUCUCAAAUACCUAGUGCCGCUGUCCUCAGUGGCGAAUUUCCUCGUGAUGGCUGGUUACAUCGCCACCAUGUACAUCAUGAGCCACGACGUGCCGUCAAUAAGCGAGAGAAGAUACGUCGCAGACUGGCAUGAGCUACCUCUGUUCUUCGGUACUGUGAUAUAUUCCUUCGAAGGUAUUACUCUAGUACUGCCACUGAAGAAUGAAAUGAAGAAGCCCAGCAAUUUUAGCAAGCCGUUGGGCGUUCUCAACGUCGGUAUGGUGAUAGUCGGCUCUAUGUUCGUCGCGAUAGGUUUCCUGUCUUACUUGAAGUAUGGCGACGAGGUUGCCGGCUCCGUCACACUCAAUCUCGAGCCGGAGGAAAUGGUGGAUGGCAAAAUCAUCUACGGUCAUUCAAGUUUGUCGCAAUGCAUCAAGACCGCCAUCUCUUUGAGCAUAUUGCUCACGUACGCGCUGCAAUUUUACGUUCCGAUCGCGAUAAUGUGGCCCGGCAUCGUCAGCCAGUUCGGUCCUUUCAAGUGGCCGAUAUUCGCAGAGAUCAUUUUCCGUUCCGCCAUGUGCCUCCUCACGUUUAUCCUGGCGGAGGCGAUACCGGAACUAGGCCUCUUCAUCUCUCUGGUCGGCGCGGUCAGUAGCACUGCGCUCGCCCUCGUAUUCCCGCCGAUCAUAGAGAUAGUCGUCUGCUGGCACAACGCUAACCUCGGUUUCUUCACGAUCGCGAAGGAUUUGACGAUAGUGUUGAUCGGCGUGUUAGGCUUCGCCACGGGAACGUAUGAGAGCGUGACAUCGAUCAUCAAGGCGUUCAGCAAGAAGUGAGCGUGCUGUCCGAUUUGUAUGAAUUGUAUUCCAAGGCUUGAGAAACCGCGGUGGCGCAAGAGUUCGCAACGGUCAUUAAUUCAUGCUAUACUUAUCGUCGAAAGGAGAUAUUUUGUUUUUAUUUAUGAACGAUUAGAGAUUAGCUAAACCACUCUUGAUCGGCUAGGAUGAUCUUUCUUCGCUUGAUGAGUCACAAAAAACAAUUCUUUCGAAGAGAACGAGACAAAGUAAAACAAAAGGAGGUCAAACGCACAAAUUAUUAUUGUUGGACCGCUUGUUGGGCCGCUCAUCAGCGACCGUGUCUUCAACUUUAACUCUUCGAAGCAUACUUAGUCAUUUGUAUCCUGACCGUAUAUUUAGCACUAAGAGCGUAGCCGUCCGUUCGCUUUGCAAAGCGAGAGAACAUUCUACGCAACAGCACGAAAUAGACCUUGAAAUCAUCGAGCCAUACUUAACGGUCGGAUUUACAGCCCGAUUUUCUUUGCGAAGGCGCGCGGAUUUAAUGGACCAUGACAUCUACGACAUUUCCGCGUGAAUUGAAAAGCUAAGCGAGAAAACAUCGCACUUCCAGAUCGUAAGCGACUUUAUAGGUGGUGUCGGCCGUUUCGCACGAUCGAGAUGUUAGCCAUUCUAUGAUGAUAAUUUAUGUGUGAUACCAAUAGUCGUAGUGAUAAGACGUAACGCAGGUUGUGGAUGUCAGUGUGAUCGUUACCGAUGUCGAGUUGAUAUUAAUGAUAAGUCUCUCGGACAGCGCGAAUAUGUCCCGCAAGACAUCUUUGUGCUGUUCGAGCGCACUGUGCUUUAUUUAUGCGUUCGAUAAAUGUCGUUGCAUAGCUGAGAGAAAACAAACGUUUCAGCUUCUGCGCCUAAUAACUCGAAGUACAAUAUGUGGUUUGCGCGAAGCAAGGAAGGAGGAGAGGAGAAUGAAAAUAAAAAGCGAAUAUACGAUCCUUUCUGUAAUUGCAUAAUACGCAGCUUUUGUAGUGACGACGCGGCUAAAGAGAUGAGAACGUGUGUAGCUUCGAUGUGAUAUUCGCCGUUCUUACGUCAGAGCACUUAGCGAGACGAUAUUUCUAAUCUCUCGGAGUUGAAACACGGACUGUCAAAAUUAGCCUAACGAAUAAUUAAUUAACGAUUGAUUACCUAAUGAUUAAUUAGAUGAACGACGAUUACGAGUUGUGAAUUAACGAGUGCAGAUUGCGAGCACAUAUUGAUAUUCCAAUCGCUAUUAAGUUCCCAUCGGGAGUGAAAAUUGUGUCGCAUGUUUUGCUACAAAGAGAACUGUAUGUUCCGAACAUAUUAACAAACAGGGAACUUGUAAUUCCUUCCUUUUCGUGACACUUACAAGUCGAAGAAGCUUUAAUGACACGUCCCUCGCAAAAAAUGUAUUAUUGGUAGUGACAAAGUAUUAUUGACCAGCGAUAAAUUACUGUUGCUCAUUAGUUUUAUUACUCGUACGAGUAAUUUAUUACAGCGAAUAAUACUUUUUGGCAAGGGGUUUCUCCUAAACGGUCCCAUUUUUAUUUUCGACGGAUUAUCGUAAUCAAUGAUGUCGUCAAGUAUAUCGAGUACCUGUGUAAUUGACUUACGCUGAAACAACUGAAGAUUCGCUUAUUUUACUCAGAGGUUAAUUCAAUUGUUCCGUGUACGAUUGUAUUGAACUGCAAUGUUGUCGCUCGACAGGCACUUCUCCUAGUCGCGUUGAACAACCUCUUAUAUGGAUCAUUUUUUAUAAUAUAUAAUUAACACGUUGACUGCCACGGGGGUCACCGGUGACCGGCGCUAUGAUGUUACCGCGUUUUAUUGAAUUACGUGUGACGUAUAAUUAAUCGCAUCUACAAAAUAGGUUGUACAGCCAGUAAUGAGCUAAUGAAACAAGCUAACAGAUGCGUAUCCUGAAUUAUAUUUAUUUACUGCAGCUUUAGUGAUUUAAUUGAAUCAAUUAGGCGUUUGUACGAUCGAUGGAAAUCAGCGUGGCAGUCAACGUGUUAAUAUAUUAUAUAUAUAUUAUGUCAGGUAUAACACAAAUGUCUGGAUAUGUUACAUUAUUAUAGUCGGCAUACGUGAUAUCCAAAAUUGUAAUGUGAGCCCGAAGUUCCCUGUCACAGAUCAAAUGUGCAAACGUAUUAUACAUUUUGAAAUUAAUUGAUAAGAAAAUUUACAAAUUUUGUAACAGAAUUUUGGACUCACUCUAUAUAAACAUUGUGCGUAAAUUGAAUUAUUGAUUGACACCAUCGGUGAUUUCGGGUCACUUGGAUAUGUUGGUAUCCAACUGAUGGUCAAAGUAAUCCGAAAAUUCGCGUGUAAUAAUCGUUCGAUCGAUAUUGACGUUGUACUCAAGGUCUUUGUACGUAAGAAACUUUUAGUCGUAACCGUAAAUCCGCAAGAAAAUUGACCAAUCACAGUUUAUUAUUCUCUUUGCGAUCGGAAAAUAAUCGAUUGAGUUUGGUCAAUUUUCUUACGGAUUCACGGUUACGACUAAAAAUUUGUUGCGUGCAGAGACCACAACGACAUAAUUGUAUAUUUUAUUUAUUUAUGCGUGUGCCUCAGGGUUAAUUUCACCUUAAAAAUAUAAUUAAAUUCCGAGGAAAGAGAGACGAUGAAAAGAUAAUGAAAUUUAUGAAGAUAAGAUAUACAGGUGAAACUGACUCUUAGAGAGUAAUCGAUAUUUAUAAGAGGAAACACGAGCAUGAAAAAGUAAGAAGUUUUUGAUCGUAUGUUGUACCGUAGACUAAUACGUUUAUUUUUAUUGUUACACUUUUUAUAUAUCUAUAGCGGCUUAUGAUAUGAAACAGAAAGGAAACAGCAAACACAGCUUAUCUUGAAAAAAAAAAACAAUUCAUCGACUACAUGCAAUUUCGACACCCAAACAUACUGAUCGACGUAUAACAUUCGUUGUUCUCGGAGACUCACGGAAAUAAGGAUCGUCUGCGAAUUUCAAAUAUUGUCGAUAGACGAUAGACGAUUAAUCAAUGCAUUAGAAGUUAAUCCUAUCAAAAGGUAAAGUAACAUUAAUCGGAAAAUACCUCUCGCCAAGAAAUGUUCCCGUAGAUUCCUCAUCGAGAUCAAACAUAUUUUUUAUCUCGCGACGGGAGUGAUAUAGUAUUAGUUAAACCUGUGUAGUAUUAAUUAAAAUUAGAACGAAUAGGGUAGAUUCGUUAACGUUAGAUAAGAGGUUAUAAUUGCCGCUUGGAUUAGCGGUACGUACGUUAUCGCGCACGGAUAAUACCGGAGUACAAAUUCACUCAGGGAAACUUAUUGUCCAAGUAUCCGUGUUUUCUUUCUUCACGCCGUCUUUCUUUGUCACGAUUAAUUUCCGCUUUAGGUUUCUCUCUUUUUUUAGCAGAAAAUACGAAUCUUUACAAUGCCUUUGAAAAAUAGAUACUUAUCUACACAGGCAUACUUGACUUUGUAGAGGAAACCAAAUCUGUAAAAAAAAAAAAGAAAAGGAAAUGAUCUUUAAACCAUUUUAGUCAAACUAUUAAAAAAUUUCAACUUGAGCCAUAUUUAAUUUUUUUCAAAUCGGAUUCAAAAGUUCCUUUUAAAAAUAGCCGUUGUCUUUUCAAUCUCGCUUUACUAUUUUGACUCCAUAUUCGCGCGAAACUGUACGCAUCGGUCUCAAUCAGAAAAAGUAUUUCCAUCUUUUAAGAUGACUUGCAUUAAUAUAUCAAUGUAGAUAUAUCAUAACCUCUAUAUACUAUCGCAAACUCAUAUCAUUAUUUUAUCGGCUGUUUGUCACUUCUCGCUUUUUGUAGUUUGGAAACUACAAAAAUUCCAACUUAAUACAAUCAGAGCUAUUCAUUAGAAAUUAAAAUAUUUUAGUAGUACAGAGGUCCUGUGCAGCACAAGUUGGUUUGAUUAACCGUUAUAAUAUUGUCCAAAAGUUGGACAACGUUUAAGUUAGCCAACCAAUUUAUCCUGCAAGGGGUAGACGGAAUUUAAUAUUUACGAGACAAAUGAAUUAACUGAGAUUCAAUACUAUCAUUAAUAUUUCAUACUCAGAUUUCAUCAGUAAUUGUGUAUCGUAUAUUUCUUGUGACUCAUUACGCUGAUAUUUAAUAAAAAUCAGAUCUAUAAAUAUCUUCUAUUUUAUUCUAUAUAAUUUUAUAUUUAAAUCAGGAACUCUCUCUCUCUCUCUCUCUCUCUCUCUUUAGAUUACCGAAAUUAUUUUGCUAGCGGUUUCAAACAUAUACCGAUGUUAUAUAUAUACAUUUAUUAUAUAAUACCAAUAUUAUAAAAAUUUCGAUAUAAUACCGGUACUAUACAAAGUAUCCCAAGAUAAUCGCGAGUAGAAUACACUGGAAAAUUGUACCAUAAACGAAGCACUUUUCGUUUAUCAAAAUUUCGUUCAAACAAUAGUUUGUAAAUAAGAGUUACUUUUUUUAUUUUACAUCUUUUACUUUAGAACAAUAAUGAGUGUAAUGUCGAAUACUUGCACAUAAGACAAUUGGCAAAGAUUAUGAUAUAAGCAACUUCUGAUGGCUCAAUUAUAGUUAUUGAUAUGAUGUACAACAACUUGUUGCACAAAUAUAGGUAUGUGUUAUCGCGCGGUUAGAUUUAUGUGUGCUCAUGUCGUCGUUAUAUUAGUCUUCUUCUCGUACUAUGAUUUAUUGUACAAAUUAUAUAAAUUCUUGCGAAAGAAAGAAGAGAGCAAAAGCGAUCUUGAUAAUUAAUUGAAGCUACGCGCUAUCCCAUGAUGAAUAACAGGGACAACUUUCAAGCUAAUUUUCAAGAAAAAUUUCGCAAAUGGUUUCAGUUAUACCUGCCAUAAAUAAUUUUCUUGCUGAAUAUUUAAAUGUACGAUAUAACAAUCUCUUCAAAAAGAUAUGAAAAUAUGCAAUUUUCCUUAAUAUUACAAUAAACAUUAUGUUCCUGUUU
This is a messenger RNA of Dinoponera quadriceps, 6927 nucleotides long. Its product is annotated as proton-coupled amino acid transporter 2. Gene Ontology annotation, biological process: amino acid transmembrane transport. The transcript has 11 exons. The record is from RefSeq and is a predicted model, not a curated record. Gene Ontology annotation, molecular function: amino acid transmembrane transporter activity. The coding region runs from base 580 to 2049 and encodes 489 amino acids. Gene Ontology annotation, cellular component: vacuolar membrane. Lineage: Eukaryota; Metazoa; Arthropoda; Insecta; Hymenoptera; Formicidae.